AUGGAGCUUUUUCCCGAAUUUCUUUUCGCACACUUUUUAUCUCAUGUUGAAUAUUGUUUAAUUUCAUGCCAAGAUCAUUUGAAAGUAAAAUCUAUUCCUGAAGCAAGUGAACGUUUUGUUUUAGGAUCACCAAGUUCAUAUGGUCAUAUUAGUGCUGUUCUUUCAGUCUAUGGUGAUUUAGUAUAUGAAGCUGAGUUGAAAGUUCAUCGUACAAACACAUCAACAUCAUAUCAUUCUAUUAUAAAAGACAAUCACGGAUCACCGUAUAAAUUACAACAGAUACAAGAUUGUUUAAAUUAUGUCACAAAAUCCCUUGAAAAAAUAAAAUCUGCAAAAAUUUCCGCAAGUGAAAAUGAUCUAACUGAAAGUCAAUCGUUUUUAUUCGAAUUAUUCUCCUACAUUCGAGAUGCUAAAGAUUGUUUAACCCAACCACCGCGUAAAACUAUUGAAGAGCAUCUGGCCAAUCCUAGUCGAAGAUGUUUUUAUCCACCUAUACCGAAAGAUAUUGUCUUAAGCAUGUUUAUACGUGGUUGUUCAUUAGUGUUUGCUGCGUAUAACUUAGUUUACAAUAGUUUGGAUAAACGAUGGGAAGUUUUAAAUCGAUCAAGCAUUGAAUGUGUGAUACCAAGACUACAGGAGACUUUAUCGUAUUUAGACGCAUCUAUGAACACCUUGAUGUAUCUAAUGAAUAAACGUAAUAUUUUAUAAUUCAUGGAUUGAAUUUAAUCCUGUUAAUUUUAUGUUUUCUCUCCCUCAUACUUGUUUAUAUUUUAUUUUAUUUCCUUAUUUGAUUUAUUUGAGUCUUCAUUUUAUUGUCGUUAGUGAUUUUGUUUUCUAAACAGUAGCCUGCUGUAGUCUUUAUAAUACAGUAUUCCAAAGGCAAAAGCGCACUGAUUUUCGUUAUUUAGGAUUUUCACAAUUUAGAUGCAUAUUUAUCUUUUGGUUGUAUGCAAUUCAUUUGUCAAAUACAAGUUUAUGUGCUGAAUUUUUAGCUACACUUCAUGUGAGAGCUAGUGAAUAAUAUUCUACAGUCAAUGCCAAAUUAAUUGUUAUGAGAUUCAAACCUGAUGCCUCCUGGUUGACUUCUGACUAUGGUCACCACCAAACUACUGAAAGUUACAUUGUUUCUAUUUCUCAUGUAAUUUUUUGAAGUGUUCAGAUCUCUGUCAUACUAUAAGGACCUACCGUUCUUACUAGUAAGUGGCGUAAGCUGACAAUAUAAUGAAACUAAUUAAUUAUUCCCUGCUUCAAUAUUCAGUCCAUUCCUUCGAUUACAAACAUGCAUAAUAUUGACUUGAAACAUUGAUUUUAAUCACUCCUACUUUUUGAGUUUUCUUUUAUCAAAUAAAAUAUAUUCUUCUGGAUAAGUGGUGGAUUCUACAGAAAUUACUGUCAAUAUAUUAUCUUUAUUAUAUACGUCGAAUAAAUGGUUUUUAAUUUUAUGACUCAAAAUGUAUGUUUUUUUGUAAAGUACUAUACACGUAAUUCGCGGAAUAGUGUAAUGUGUUUUGUUGCCAUUCGACGCA
This is a messenger RNA of Schistosoma spindalis, 1526 nucleotides long. The record is from the annotation of a GenBank genome assembly. Lineage: Eukaryota; Metazoa; Platyhelminthes; Trematoda; Strigeidida; Schistosomatidae.